AUGUUGCAGGUAACAAUAGAGAAAGAUGGCGGAUGCAAUCAUAUGACAUGUAAAAAUACGUCUUGUAAAAUGGAGUUCUGCUGGAUGUGUCUUGGACCGUGGGAACCACACGGCAGUUCUUGGUACUCCUGUAAUCGCUACGAUGACACACUUGCCAAGCAAGCACGUGAUGCGCAAGAGCGAAGCCGAGCUGCACUUCAAAGAUAUUUGCAUUAUUACAAUCGAUACAUGAAUCAUCAACAAAGCUUGAAGCUGGAGCACAAACUUUAUGCAGCAGUAAAAUCAAAAAUGGAAGCGAUGCAGCAAGCAAAUAUGUCGUGGAUUGAAGUGCAGUUUCUACGCAAAGCGGUCGACGUGUUGUCGGAGUGCCGUCGCACGCUGAUGUAUACUUAUGCAUUUGCUUUUUAUCUGGAAAAGAAUAAUCAGUCGGUAAUAUUUGAGGACAAUCAGCGAGAUUUGGAGCACGCCACUGAGCAGCUGUCGGAGUUUUUGGAAAGGGAUUUGGAUCAUGAAAAUCUUGUCAGCCUCAAGCAAAAGUUAUGA
Gongylonema pulchrum is the source of this 543-nucleotide messenger RNA. The record is from the annotation of a GenBank genome assembly. Lineage: Eukaryota; Metazoa; Nematoda; Chromadorea; Rhabditida; Gongylonematidae.